GACUUUAAUUUAGAACCUUAUUCAUAUUUCGUUCGGAGCUGCUCCCUGGAAUUUGGGGCUACUUUUCUAUAAUAAUGUACUGAGUCAGCUAAUUAGCAAGAAUAACCUGACUGUUAAAAGUUCCCAUUUAUCCUUAUUGUUACUCUUUUACAAACAUACUGAAGCAAUAUUAGUAACUAUAUGCCUUAAUAUUGCUCAUCUCCUACUAGACAAUAUGAUUGUUGCCUAGGUAAAAGUGUAUUAGGAGUGUGCAGUGUAGAACAGGACUCUAAAUUUCACCCACACUGAAGUUGCCCCUUUCUUUUGUCUCACUAUUUUAUUUCAAAUUGGAGCUGCAGCCACCCAUGCGUUUACCUCAAACUUUAGGGUUGAAAAGAGUUCGAGAACUGCGAGGAAAAAUCUUUACUGAAGAUGAAAGCUAGUGAGCUACUUGAGGAGCUGUGGAAAGAGUGUAGUGAAAAUUUGGCAGAGGAUGAGCUAAUGAGGCUAGUCUCUGAGACAAACAUACUCCAUUCUGCCGCAAAAGAAGGAAAUGUGGAAUUUUUAGCUCUGCUAAUUCGCGAUUAUCCUGAUCUCGUAUGGGAUGUCAACCAAAAAGGACAGACCAUCUUCCAUGUUGCUGUUUUACAUCGACAAGAAAAAGUCUUCAGUCUUGUACACCAAAUUGGAGCGAUUAAAGACUUAAUUACACUUAUCGUAGAUGAUGAAGGCAAUUACAUUCUACAUUUGGCUGGAAAAUUGGGGGAGCCAGUCCUCCGCGUUAAUAAAAAGACACCUGGCCCUGGGCAACAACAGCUUGGAGAGAUGGAAGAGAAGAUUAUGCCGACGUCAUUUCUCAAUGUGUCUGGAGCAGCUCUUCGACUGCAAAAAGAGCUAUUGUGGUUCAAGGAGGUGGAGAAAAUUGUGUCACCUCUAUUCCUCCGGAAGGAAAACAAGGAUGGGAAAACUCCGAGGCAGUUAUUCACAGCGGAGCACCAGCUCUUACUGAAAGAAGGUGAAAGGUGGAUGAGAGAUACAGCAAAUUAUUGUAUGAUUGUUGCAACCUUGAUUGCUACGGUGAUGUUUGCUGCUGCCUUUACUGUACCAGGCGGUAAUAACGACAAUGAAGUUACUCCAAUAAUGUUACAAUUGAAGGGAUUUACGGUUAUUGUGGUAUCGGAUGCAGUGGCAAUGUUCAGCUUAAUUGUUUCCAUCGUUAUGUUCUUGUCCAUUCUGACAUCCCGCGACACUGAGGACUACUUCCUUGUGUCAUUGCCUAAUAAAUUACUGUUUGGUCUCACGACACUCUUUGCCUCGAUAGUUGGCAUGGUAGUGGCUUUUGCAGCAACUUUCGUCUUGGUCUAUAAUAAUCAUGCGGCUUGGGAGCCGAAGCUCAUUGCUGUGUCUGGUGCUGUUCCUUUAGCUUUAUUUGGGUGUUUACAUUAUAAGUUAUGGUGGGACAUGGUAAAAUCAACAUACUUGUCCAAAUAUCUCUUUAAACCGCGAAAGAACGGGUUGAGGUUGUAUUAAGUAACAAACAUCUGAACCGAAGUUUGGGCUGCGAAAGACAUGCUCUAAUGACAAACAAAUCCUUCACCAAUGGGGAAGUAGGCUUAGGCUAUAUGCUUGAUUAGUUGUAACUGCUAAAUACACAAGCAGCAGCAUUGAAGGUGAUGCUUAUUUCACAAUAAGUUACUUAAUUGUGCAAUAACAUGUUAGGGAGGAACUUUCCUGGGAGACUUAUUACCAUUUGUUCUUCUCUUUGUUUCAUUAUCAUAUUGUAUUUGUUGUUGUAUGUUAGGGAGGAACUCUCUUAUCUGUAGUUAAGGAAUAUUUAUAGUCAUUAUGACAAGCCUACUUUGGCCACUCCCUUCAAUCCCUAAA
Molecule: messenger RNA, 1863 nt
Organism: Lycium ferocissimum
Lineage: Eukaryota; Viridiplantae; Streptophyta; Magnoliopsida; Solanales; Solanaceae
Product: ankyrin repeat-containing protein NPR4-like
Exons: 2
Coding region: 412-1509 (365 amino acids)
Molecular function (GO): protein binding
Source: RefSeq, a predicted model, not a curated record